Schistosoma rodhaini is the source of this 490-nucleotide messenger RNA. The record is from the annotation of a GenBank genome assembly. Lineage: Eukaryota; Metazoa; Platyhelminthes; Trematoda; Strigeidida; Schistosomatidae.
AUUACGCCGAGAAAUAGAGACAGAAAUGAGAAGAAUGAACAAGAAAUAGAUAGAAUUAGAAAAGAAGGUCCAGGACAGAGUGGGUUGGAGAAUGCUGGUCGUCUGUCUAUGCUUCAUUGGGGUUAACAGGCGUAAUUAAGUAAGUAGUAAUGUCUGUAGUAGUUCCAUUGAAAAAAUAAUAAUACCAGAUAGCACACAUAAAUAAUUUUUAUUUUACAGUUUAAUGCAGUCUGUCAGACUAUUGAAUUUGCUACCAAGAGGAAAUGUCACUGUCUGUUCAUUACGACUAGAUAGUACGACGAAAUCGUCAUCACCACAUAAUCCUAAUAGUAAAACUCAAAAAACUGUAGAACGUAUUAAAGAUGAUAAGAAAAAGUCUACAAGAACUAUCUACAAUGUACCAGAGUACUAUGAACAUAAAACAUUUUGUUUUUACGACUUGGAAAUGCAACUAAAAAGAUUUCGAUUACCACAACCUAAUCCUUCAUGA